AUGUCAAAUUUAAAUAUCUCCUCUUCCAAUCCUUCUGGUACUAGUCUUGUAUCAGGAACCUCUGCCACUGCAAAUACUACUACAGAAGCCACUACUUCAGCAACCUCUUCAUCGUGGACCUCGACAGGCUUCUCGAACUACACUGGACCUGCAAAUUCAACCGCAAUUGGCCACCAUGGUUCUUCAGUUUCUGGAGGAGCCAUUGCUGGUAUCGCAAUAGCUACUUUCAUUGUUGGUGCACUUCUCAGUUCCAUUGGCCUUUGGUUUUACUUUAGGAGAAAACGAGCAUCGAAAAACCCCUGGAGGUCUGAGAAUGGAUACAGCAAAGGAAAUGAUAUUACAAAUCAUGGUGCUGCAAUACCCAAAGAUCCCGAGACACAAAUGCAAAGCUAUGUGAUUGCUGAACGAGCAGAUGAUAGUCAAUUGCGGCACCAAAUGCAAAAUCUUGAAGAAUUGAUCUACCAGCACGUCGAAAAUCACUAUAUUACAGGACAAUAUACUGGAACCUCUUACGAUUUCACGGCAACGUUGAAGAAAUGUGGAUAUUCGGAACGAACUGAGCCUACUAUCUCUACGCUUGGAUCACUACUUGGCAAUUCUACAGCAUACAAUAACGCACUAUCCCGAGUGCGAGAACUAUCCACACAUCAUAUAUCUUCAUCAAAAUCUCCCGAAGACGCUUCCAAAGACCCGUCAAUAGCAAAAGUUGUCAAUCUUCUCAACUCCAUACUCCAGCCUUUCAUAAGUCCCAGUAGCAAAAGCUCACAAUUCGAGAAUCUCGCAUCGAUCAUUUAUCAAGGGAGAGAACUUGGACUACAGUUGUUAGCACAACCAGGAAAUUGGAUAUUUGGUUGGAAAGCAACUGCAGGGGGGGUGGAAUCAAAUACCAGAAAUCAGAUUGUUGUGUUCCCUAGUUUAGAGGAGGUCAUUAAUAAAGACGGAAAAGAACGUCGGAGGGUUGUUUGUGAGCAGGAGAGGGAAAUUAUUUAA
Botrytis fragariae is the source of this 990-nucleotide messenger RNA. RefSeq lists its product as uncharacterized. The record is from RefSeq and is a predicted model, not a curated record. The transcript has 2 exons. Bases 1 to 990 code for a protein of 329 amino acids. Lineage: Eukaryota; Fungi; Ascomycota; Leotiomycetes; Helotiales; Sclerotiniaceae.